Messenger RNA from Zophobas morio, 1596 nucleotides. Its product is annotated as F-box/WD repeat-containing protein 7-like. Lineage: Eukaryota; Metazoa; Arthropoda; Insecta; Coleoptera; Tenebrionidae. The coding region runs from base 15 to 1568 and encodes 517 amino acids. Gene Ontology annotation, molecular function: protein binding. The transcript has 13 exons. The record is from RefSeq and is a predicted model, not a curated record.
CGUUUACACUUCGAAUGCUCGAAAAUUCGGUUAAUGAACCCGAUCGAGCUCCAGGAGAGACCAAGUUUGAAAUGUCCUCUAUUCCCCAUUUAAGAAAAGCCUACUUGAAAAGGAUUAGGAAGAAGUGUAGGCGUUUGUAUAAGAAACCAUGUUACGAACAAAGAGUUUGGCUUAAAGACUUCGAUAACUUAGACGUUAGGGAUAAAAUCAGUUUUAUACACGAAUUAUUAUUCAGAUGUGAUUCAGAAAGUCUUAAGGUCAUUAAUACCACUCUAAGUAAUUUACGAAAAGUUGAUUUCAUUUCUGAGCUUCCCAAAGAUCUUGCUCUCUUCCUAAUUUCCAAGUUGGAGGUAAAAUCUUUAAUUUACAGUUCUCAAGUGAAUCAUUUGUGGGCAGCAUUAACUAACUGUGAAUGGGUUUGGAAAUCUGCUUAUGAAAAAUUAAUUUCAGAAAACGGUGGGGGGCUACCCAUUCAGACUAAACUUACUAACAAUUCUUGGAAAACCUUGUGCGUUCAAGAAUACGCAAUUAUUACCAAUUGGUACUCCAAAAGAUUUCUUACCCGCGAGUUAUUGGGACAUAGAGAAGAAAUUAUAACAUACAUAAAGCUUGAUGGAAACCGAAUCAUCAGCGGUUCUGUGGAUUUCACCAUAAAAAUUUGGUCAACUGAGACUGGAGAAUUAAUUCACAAUUUAGAAGGCCAUACGGGUGGAGUUUGGAGCUGCUACGUGGAAGGGAAUUUAGUAAUUAGUGGUGGGACCGACCAAACAAUUAGAAUUUGGGACGCUCAGGAAGGAAGAUGUUUACACGUACUGUAUGGACACACAUCUACUGUCCGGUGCUUGGAUGCCUCAGGCGACAUGCUGGUGAGUGGGGGUCGGGACCACACCGUACGAGUGUGGAAUAUACUAAGCGGAGAGUGUUUGCUUCUGCUCAGAGGACACACACAAUCCGUCCGAUGCGUUCAGUUUGACGGGAAGAUAGUAGUAAGCGGCUCUUAUGACCACACUCUUCGCGUUUGGGAUCCAGUCAGUGGCCGCUGCUUGCAUGUGCUGACUGGGCAUACUAAUAGGGUCUACUCUUUACAAAUGAAAGGAUCGACGAUUGUAUCGGGGUCGCAGGAUACUACAAUCCGAGUUUGGUGCGCGGAGACGGGGAAGUGCUUAAGCGUGCUUUCCGGGCAUUCUUCUCUGGUGGGGCUGUUGCAACUCAGAGGAAAUCUUCUGCUCUCCGGGAAUGCAGACAAGUCGCUGCGCCUUUGGGACGUCAAAACAGGCCAAACCCUGCAUGUCCUCAAUGGCCAUGAGAAUGCAAUCACGUGUUUAUGGUUCGACAACGUUAAAAUAGUGAGCGGCGCAAUGGACGGAUCUUUACGGCUGUGGAGCGUGAAAACAGGAGAAUGUUAUGGCAAACUGCUCCAGCUGGAGGGAGGAGGCAUCAUAUGGAGGGUCGCGUGUUCGCACAGCCAAAUUGUGGUCGGUGCAAGUGCCAACAACGAGGCAUCACUGCGUAUUCUGGACUUCGCUAUUUCCCCUAAAAAGUUAGCAGAGCUAAAAAGGGGGAAAUGAUAUCUCCUUUAUUCUGCGCUUCUUCAAU